Cicer arietinum (chickpea) is the source of this 1215-nucleotide messenger RNA. RefSeq lists its product as uncharacterized. NCBI's taxonomy places the organism in Eukaryota, Viridiplantae, Streptophyta, Magnoliopsida, Fabales, Fabaceae. Gene Ontology annotation, biological process: shoot system development; root development. The record is from RefSeq and is a predicted model, not a curated record.
CAACAUAUAUCCAAAUGGAACUUUCCUUUAGACAAAUUAAUUUGUACCUUAUAGUUGUUACAAUUAUUAUUCCAUUUCCGUACCACAAUAGGAUACUUCAUUUUUCCUUCCUUAUCUUCAAAUCUAAGAUCUACUUAGUAUAAACAAAUUCUUGGUUUUUCAUUUUUUUUAUUACUAUAUAAACUCAUUCAACCACACCCUACAAGCUAUAUACCAUAAUUAUCAUCAACUUUAAUUUCUAGUCCUCUAAAAUAUUUCUAAGUGCAAACCUUUAAUUUCUUGAAAUAUUCAAGAUGGGCCCACUUGAUUUUGAUGCACUUAAAGACAUGCAAAAUUCAGCAAAUGAUCUUCUUCACUCUCCAAUUGUGCAACAAUCACUUGUAAAUCAAAGAGAAGAAAAAUGGGUCAAUGAUGUUUCGGAAUCAUCAUUAAGAAUAUUGGAAGUGUGUGGUAUUUCAAAAGAUGUUCUUUUGUUUGUGAAAGAACACCUUCAAGAACUUCAAUUUACUUUGCGUAGAGCAAGCAUUGGGGAGCCAGGAAUUGAAGAGAAAAUCACUUCUCACAAUAUUUAUAGGAAGAAAUUAAAAAAAGAGACUUUGAAGUGUUUGAAAUGGUUGAAGGGUGUGAAUAGUAAAAAAUUGAAUUUGCACCCCCCAAUGAAAGAACAAAAACUAAAAUUAGUUGUUGAUGUGUUGAGUGAAGUAAGGAUGACAAGUGUUUCAAUUGUGGAAUCAUUGUUGUCUUUAAUUUCAACACCUUGGUUGGAUUCAAAACCAAGUGGCAAAAGAUCUUUUGCAUCAAAGCUUGUUGGUGUGAGUUUGCAUAAUUGUGAUGAUGUGCUUGAUGCCAUGAUGGUUCAAAGUGCAAAGAAAAGGUUGGCAGGGGUGCAAAUAGCAAUUGAAGAUCUUGAGGUUGAGUUGGAGUGUAUGUUUAGACGUUUGAUCCAUACAAGGGCUUUGCUUCUUAACAUACUUACCAAUUGUGAGUUUUAGUGAUAAUAACUCAACACCAAUUAACUAGCUGGCUAGCUCAAAAAAUCUUUAGAUACAACAGUUUAAUUUGUUAUCUUAAUUAAUCUUAUUCAUUACUUAUAUUUUAACCAUUAAUUCCCUUUAUUCUUUAAUUUUUUUUCUUCAAAUAAGUACAUUGUAAAUCUGAUAUAAUUAUAAUUAAUGUUAACACUCUCUACUCCAUGUAUCUCAUUAAGAUUUUUAA